Messenger RNA from Naumovozyma dairenensis CBS 421, 1386 nucleotides. RefSeq names its product Afr1p (gene AFR1). The coding region runs from base 1 to 1386 and encodes 461 amino acids. NCBI's taxonomy places the organism in Eukaryota, Fungi, Ascomycota, Saccharomycetes, Saccharomycetales, Saccharomycetaceae. The transcript has a single exon. The record is from RefSeq and is a predicted model, not a curated record.
AUGUCAACAAGAAUGGAAAAACCUCAAUUGGUUCCUACCCUAAUGGAAAAGCAUGUCAAAGGAGCAGUUAGUUCCAAACAACUUUCAGAAAUCGUACUUUGGGCACAACCGAAAUUAGAAGCAAACGACAUGAAAAAUGAACCAACCUCACCGAAUACAACAACUCCUGAAUCAAGAGUUUCUUCCAUUUUUUCAGUGAACAAUGAUGAGAAACUUGAUAGUCAUACCGAAAUUGAGACCAAUUUAACUUUUGCUUCUCAUGCACCAAUAACAUUGGAAAAAAAUAAAUCAAUACAUAACCCUGUAAAUCAUAACCAUAAACGGAAAAAGUCUAAUGGAAUACAUAGUGUAAGACAAACAACUCGACAAAUACACUACAAUAAUGAAAAGAAACCAACUUUUUUGAAAAGAUCUACAUCGAAGCUAAAAUUAACAAUUCAAAAUAUCUGGCCUAAUGAUGAUUCAAAUAAAGGUUCCAAAAAUAGAACAAAUGAUGGAAGGCAUAGGAAAACUUUACUUUCCGAUGAAAUGGACUCAAUUGAUUCAUUAUUUUCUAUAAAUGAACAAAAACUUCCAGAAUUAGAUGAUGAAAUAAUAGGGGAGAAUUUAAUGGAUGCCAAUAUGGUUUUUGAUGAUAUUUUAUCCAAUAUAGAAUCCAAAUACAUCUCAACGGCUACAGACACCAUCCCUAUCAUUUUAUCUGAAUAUAUAGUCCCAGAAACGAAUAAACAAAUUGAUACCUCAAGUAUAAGGAGUCCUAUUUCACAAGGAACUUUAAAAGUAAAGGAGAAAAAAACUAAAUGUGAUGAAUCAUUAGAUUCAGGAUUAUUAGAAGAACUUAAAGUAAUUGGGCAAUUACUUUCAAAAAUAGAUAUGAAUGAAAAACAUUUGAAAGUGAAAAGAACACCGUCUAGUUGCUCAAUUGCAACUGUGCCUCCUCCAAGAUCGACCAAACGCCCCAUGGUAGGUAAUAAGACGUUAGCUAAAGAAUUUUAUCGAAGUUUAACUAAUAGAAGUAAUAUGCGUCUUAGUGACCCUUUGAAAGUUAAAGAUAUUGUGGAUCGAUUACAGAAUGAUUGGGAAAUUAUCCAUUUAAAUAUUGCACCGUCUGAAAAGGCAACCUAUGGACAACAGGAUAGAAAUGAUAAUAACAGAAUUCAGAAAAAAGUAAGUUUCGCAAAGGAGGUUUUCCUUAAUGAUACGUGGUCUGCAAGUGAAUAUGAAAGACCAGAAGAAAAUUCUAUCAAAUCUAGAAGGGGCAUCCUUUUAAGAAUUGAAGAAGAUCCUACUUUUUUCAAUAAUAUUAAAAGAGAGUUGAAUUAUUUUAAGACUCAUGAUAUGGAAAUUCAUAAGGAAAGUAAAGGGAAUACUCAACUAUUUUAUUAA